AAGCUUUCUGUGCUGCGGCGAAGAAAUUCUUUAAAAGCAAGACACACUUUCGCUGUCUGACACUCUCUCUUCCGUGUACCCUUACUUUCUCCUUCUUUGAUCCUCUUAAUUACAUACUCCAUCCUAAUAGCGUCAUCUUUGUCAUCAUCACUCUACGAUGACUGAUAUCAAAGACCGUACACCUUCAUCUCAAUCCGAUCUGGUCGAGGACAAGCUCCUUGAACUGGAAGUGCAGCAGCUGAAGAUGAAACAGCAGGAGCUCGAGAGAAUAGACUCAACACACAACGACGGCAAUGGCAAAGACAAGGAAAUGAAGAAGAAGGAAAAGAAAGAAAAGAAGCCUUCACUGAAGCCUCACCAGCUGUUUCGAUACGCCUCUGCAUUUGACCUCCUUGCAGUCUUCUUUGCAUCCAUUGGCUCUGCCGCCAUUGGUGUGCUGCAGCCCGUUUCGAUUAUCAUCUUUGGUGACUUUCUUGCCGGCCUUGGCUCAUCCAUAACAGACCCUGCCCAGCUACUUGAUUCUACGAUUGAUAUGAUUCUCAUCUUCGUAUACAUUGGCACCGCUAUGCUUGUGGGAGGGUAUUUCACACACAUGCUUUGGGUCUUGUCAGGCGAAAAUCAGGCCAAACGGAUUCGCCAACUCUACGUCCACUCCAUUCUACGUCAAGACAUGGCUUGGUUUGAUAAAGCCGAGGAAGGCUCUUUGACGACGCGCUUGGCUACUGACACACAGAUGGUCCAAGAGGGUAUUUCUGAAAAGCUGGGCAUGGUCAUCCAGAUGACCGCCCAAGUCAUUGCCGGCUUUGUUAUUGCUUUCGUCAAAGGCUGGCAACUUGCCGUUAUCAUUCUCGCCACCGUCCCUAUCCUGGGCAUUGUCGGUGGUGCCAUGGGCUAUUACUACUCAAAAUUCACGCAGACCGCUCAGGACUCCUAUGCACAAGCUGGAUCGAUCGCCGAACAAGCCUUUGCUGGUAUCCGUACUGUGUAUGCAUUUUCCUUACAAGGCCGUUUCUCCGAGAGGUAUGAUAAAGAGCUCGACAAGGCCGAAGCCACAGGCUCUAGACGCGGUGUCGUUAUGGGCAUCCAGAUAGGUGUCUUCAUGUUCGUUCUGUUCUGCACAUAUGCAUUAUCGUUCUGGUACGGCGGCAAGCUCGUUGACGAGGGCACGCUCACUGGCGACAUUGUCUUGAUUGCAUUCUUUGCCAUGCUCAUGGGUACAAUGUCACUGCUGUCUCUGCCCAUGAAUCUGGCUGCUGUAGCUAGUGCCUGCGGUGCUGGCUACCGUAUUUUCGCUAUAAUCGACAGGGUCCCCGACAUUGAUCCAGAUGCGUUAGGAGGUAUCAAAGACGGCAAACUAUCUGGCCAUAUUGAGUUCCGUAACGUCGAUUUCAGCUAUCCAACAAGACCAGAUAUUCAGGUGCUCAAGGGAUUUUCUGCAGAGGUGAGACCCGGUCAAAGUAUCGCACUCGUGGGUUCUUCAGGCUCUGGCAAAUCGACCACAGUACAACUACUACAGCGCUUUUAUGAUGCCAUGGACGGUGAGGUCCUAGUCGAUGGCCGAAACAUAAAGGACUACAACGUACAGUGGCUGCGCAGCCAAAUUGGUGUGGUGUCACAAGAGCCCGUGCUAUUCAACAUGAGCCUGCGAAAAAAUCUGCUGAUGGGUGCAAUGCGCGAAGUAACGGACACAGAGAUUAUCGAAGCAUGUAAAAAGGCAAAUUGCCACUCGUUUAUCACCCAAUUACCAAAAGGCUAUGAUACAAUGGUCGGGCAGCAGGGUAGCAUGCUUUCCGGUGGACAGAAACAACGCGUUGCCAUUGCUCGAGCGAUUCUCAAGAAUCCCUCCAUCUUGCUACUUGAUGAGGCUACGUCUGCCUUAGAUACAAAAUCUGAGCGAAUAGUACAGAGCGCUCUCGACGUUGCUUCCCAAAACCGCACGACACUUAUGAUUGCCCAUCGGUUAUCUACCAUUCGAAACGCAGACUUGAUCAUCGUCAUGAAGCAAGGCGAAGUAGUGGAGAAAGGCAACCACUACGACUUGAUUGCACAAGACGGUGCGUAUGCCGAAUUGGUACGCAAGCAGUUGAUUGCCAUGGAAGAGGAACAAGACGGAAAGUCGGAUGACAGCCACAACGACGAUGAUGCGACACCUGUUGACGACGGCAGCGUGGUUGACGAAAAAGAGGAAAUUGUUAUCAGCAUGGCCAAGCGACACAGCAUUGCAUCCUCCAUAGAAAAUGUGGGUGUCGAACGCCGAAGAGAGAUCGAACAAGAGCAGAAAUGGAAGACGAGCAAGACACCAUUCUACAAGGUGUUCAAGGAUAUGCGACCUGAAUGGCCUCUCGUCGUUCUCGGUGUCAUUGGUGGCGCGUUGGUUGGAACGGGCUUCCCCAUCAGUGGUUUAUUGAUUGCCCUGUGUAUUACGAUCAUGAUCGAUCCUACCGUCGAGAGCAUCCGCCCAGGUCCCCUGGCGGGAUCCAACCUGUACGCUUUUCUGUUUGUGAUUGUUGCCCUUGUGGUGAUGAUUGGUAUGACCCUGCAAGUUGGAGCUUUUGAAGUUGCUGGCGAGCGGUACACAAGGAGACUUCGGUCGCGCUUAUUUAAGGCAUUCAUGAAACAAGAAGUCGCAUUUUACGACGAAGAAACAAACAACACUGGUGCACUCACGUCGAUGCUCGCUCUUGACGCGAAAAAUGUCAACGAGAUUAUCUCCAAGAUUGUUGGUGAGAUCUCAAGUAUCAUUUCCACAGGCGUUACUGGUUUCGUUAUCGCAUUUGUCUACAGCUGGACACUAAGUCUGAUUGUUCUUGCUUGCGUACCUUUCCUUAUUUUUGGCUCUGCGUACGAAGCCAAAGUCGAAAUGAACUUUGAAGAUGACACAAAAAAAGCGAAUAUACAAUCCGGUGAGGUCGCCAGCGAAGCUAUCAACACAAUCCGUACAGUCGCAUCAUUGACAAAGCAGAGUUACUUUGAGGAAAAGUACGACAAAGCAGGCUUACGUCCCCACAAACUGGCACAACGCAAGGCAUAUUUUGGAUCCAUCGGCUAUGCAAUUAGUCAAGGCAUGAUGAUGUACAUGUAUGCAGUUUGCUUCUAUGCAGGUGUGCGAUUGAUUGGUAUCAACAUGAUAAAUAUUGAGGACAUGAUGGUUACCUUGAUGGCCAUGAUGAUCACAGCUUUUGGUCUCGGCCGAAGUUCUGCUCUUGUCUCGGGUAUCGCCAAGGCCAAAUACGCUGCUCUCUCUGCAUUUGAAACCCUGGAGCGCCAACCAUUGAUUGACCCGGAACUUGAAGGCAUCGAGCCCGUAUCAGUACAAGGCCAAGUAGAAUGUGAGAAGGUCUCUUUCCGAUACCCAGCACGACCCGAUGUUCCAAUUUUCACCGGUGAUUUUGAUUUCACCGGUAUGGCUGGCAAGACCAUUGCCUUGGUAGGUGCAUCCGGAUGUGGCAAGUCUACGACUAUUGCUCUCUUGGAACGAUGGUACGACACACUCGGCGGAACCGUACGACUGGACGAGCAGAAUGUGCAGAACUACUCGCUUGACAACCUAAGAAGUCACAUGUCGCUUGUGGGCCAAGAACCCGUUCUAUUCAACAUGUCUGUCGAAGAUAAUAUUCGGUAUGGUGCUCCGGAGAAUAUCAAGGUCACGGAAAACGACAUCAUCAAAGCCGCCACUGCUGCCAAUAUCCAUCGCUUUGUCGAAGGUCUUCCCCAAAAAUAUAAUACCCCCGUUGGCGACAAGGGCUCACAACUUUCUGGCGGUCAAAAGCAACGUAUUGCUAUUGCACGUGCCCUGCUGCGAAACCCACGUGUUUUGCUUCUGGAUGAGGCGACUUCUGCGCUUGACUCUGAGUCAGAAAAGCUAGUCCAAGCUGCUAUCGACAACGUAAUCCAAGAAGGUGGACGAACAACCAUUACAAUCGCUCACCGUCUUUCCACGAUCCAGAAUGCUGAUGUUAUCUGCGUAAUUGAAAGGGGGCGCAUUGUUGAGCAAGGCACUCAUUGGGAGUUGCUUCGACUUGACGGUCAAUACAGUACUCUUGUUCGCGAGCAAUCUUUAAGUGCCACGCAGUAAUGCGAACAUCGACACGAGUAUUUCAACCACGCUAUAAUAUCUAGUACUGCACAACUUCCACCUUAUUGUUAUUCUGUUGUAUUCCAAAUUUAUAAUGUAUACAAAGCAUCUAAAGCAUUAUUAAUAAAGCAUACAUCCAUUAUGUUAAGAGCUUAUAAACCUUGGCUUUCCAGCACGAUUAUGCAUAUUGUUUCCUGACAGGUCGCAUACUUAUACAAAUCGACAUCGCAGUGAUAGAAUAUGAUGCACUGCAAGAUAUAAAUGCAUCUAAAAACUAUAAAGUUUGCUCCGUGUAACCUCAGUUCUUAAUAUAGCCCUGAAAAACUUCACUUACCGUCGAUCUUUCUUGGUU
Messenger RNA from Zychaea mexicana, 4427 nucleotides. Its product is annotated as P-loop containing nucleoside triphosphate hydrolase protein. The coding region runs from base 158 to 4075 and encodes 1305 amino acids. Gene Ontology annotation, biological process: transmembrane transport. Gene Ontology annotation, cellular component: membrane. Gene Ontology annotation, molecular function: ABC-type transporter activity; ATP binding; ATP hydrolysis activity. Lineage: Eukaryota; Fungi; Mucoromycota; Mucoromycetes; Mucorales; Lichtheimiaceae. The record is from RefSeq and is a predicted model, not a curated record. The transcript has 7 exons.